AUGUCUCUCUCUCUGCCUCUCUCUAUCUAUCUAUCUGCCUCGUCCUCUGUCUCUCUCUAUCUGACUCGCUCUAUCUAUCUGCCUCGCUCUAUCUAUCUAUCUGCCUCGCUCUCUGCCUCUCUCUCUCUCUCUAUCUAUCUAUCUAUCUAUCUAUCUAUCUAUCUAUCUAUCUGCCUCGCUCUCUGCCUCUCUCUAUCUAUCUAUCUGCCUCGCUCUCUGCCUCUCUCUAUCUAUCUGCCUCUCUCUAUCUAUCUGCCUCUCUCUAUCUAUCUAUCUGCCUCGCUCUCUGCCUCUCUCUAUCUAUCUAUCUGCCUCGUCCUCUGUCUCUCUCUAUCUGACUCGCUCUAUCUAUCUAUCUGCCUCGCUCUCUGCCUCUCUCUCUCUCUCUAUCUAUCUAUCUAUCUGCCUCGCUCUCUGCCUCUCUCUAUCUAUCUAUCUGCCUCGCUCUCUGCCUCUCUCUAUCUAUCUAUCUAUCUGCCUCGCUCUCUGCCUCUCUCUCUCUCUAUCUAUCUAUCUAUCUAUCUAUCUAUCUAUCUAUCUAUCUAUCUAUCUGCCUCGCUCUCUGACUCUCUCUCUAUCUAUCUGCCUCGCUCUCUGCCCUCUCUCUAUCUAUCUAUCUAUCUAUCUAUCUAUCUGCCUCGCUCUUUGCCUCUCUCUAUCUAUCUAUCUAUCUAUCUAUCUAUCUAUCUAUCUAUCUAUCUAUCUAUCUGCCUCGCUCUGCCUCUCUUUAUCUAUCUAUCUAUCUAUCUAUCUAUCUAA
This is a messenger RNA of Acanthosepion pharaonis, 759 nucleotides long. The record is from the annotation of a GenBank genome assembly. Lineage: Eukaryota; Metazoa; Mollusca; Cephalopoda; Sepiida; Sepiidae.